UGUGCAGCAAAUGUAGCACUUCAAGCCUUGCAAGUGGACUAAAAUCAACAAGGUAAGAUAUUAUAUAUGAUAUUCUUGCAAGUUUAUUGAGAAAUAGUAAUACAAGUCUUAUUAUGUUUGUGUGGGUCCCUACUUAUGUGUGAAUGGAGGCUAAUGAAGGGGUUGAUAAACUAGCUAAGCAAGCUUUAAAUCAUGCAGAUGUUGACAUACAAGUGGCUAUUAGUAAUAAUAAUAAUAAUAAAAAACUUUAUUUUCUAUAGCGCCUUUUAAGGUAGCAUCUCAAAGCGCUGCACAAGGGAAUAAAGAAACAAACAAUUAUAAUUUUAUUAAAAAAAAAUGGGCUUAAAACGUUUAAUAUACAAAGCUUUUUGGAAUGUAAUUUAGAGCAAUAGAAGAAGUAUAGAGCCAUUAUAAAAUUUGUUAAAGAAAUCGGGUUAUACAGGAUAAUUUAGUGUUUAUCUUUGCAUGUCUGUGCUCCACACUCCAGUACAGCAGGUGGCGGUAGUGCACUAUAACCAACCGCCAUAAAACUCCAGAAGAAGAAGAUUCGAAUCAAAAGACUCGUUUUGAAGGCCUCGCGAAUCAGUGUUUAAAGCGACCAGAGUCUGAUGUCUUCACGUGUAAAUGUCUCUGUGUGCACUGAAAUAAUUAAUCCGUAUUCGAUUAUUUUAUUGGUUUGUCAACAGAAGACAGUAUUUCUUAAUACGCUAACCGUUAGCAGUGAGAUGAAGUUGAAAAUCUGACCCGGACUCACUGUUGUCUCUGGAGCAGGGAUCAUUGUCCGGACAGCGUAAUAAACAUCUCCUGACUCAUACAGUUGUGUACUUUGAGGGAGGAGCAGGGUUACAAAGUAAGGCUCUUUGGGUGAUUCCCCUCAAUUUCCUAGGACUUGGCUACCACAAAAAGCCACACUUGCAUUUUACCUCAAUGACUACAUCAAGUCAAUUCACACCCAUAGAGUGAAAGUGAUUGAGACCUUCAGUGAAGCUCCUCCUACAACAAUCCACCAAUAAAUGCUGGAGUCAAACACACAGAGAAAUCACUCCAUGUGUGACAACUGAAAUCUUCAUGACAUAAUGUUGAUGCUGGUGAAAGAGGAGCUUGAGAAGAUGACAGAUCCACAACCAUGCAGAAUAAAGGAUGAAGAUACUGAGGAACAAAUAGAUAUGAUGGAAGUGAAAGAGGAGAGUCAAGCUGAAGUGGAUGAGAAACAUCAGAUUGUAAAAAUAAACCAUAAUGUUUCACAGAAAGAAACUCUGAAGACAGAAGACAUAAAGUGUGAAAAGAGUUUCAGAGAAGAUGAACGCCCUGCAGAUCACAACAAGACUCAUAGUGAGGAGAAACCUUUCACAUGUCAACAGUGUGGAAAGAGUUUCAGAAGAAAAGAUAACCUUAAAGCACACAUGAUGAUUCACAUUGGAGAGAAACCUUACACAUGUCAACAGUGUGGAAAGAGUUUCACCUUUCAAUCGAACCUUUACCGGCACAUAAAAAAUCACAGUGGGGAGAAGCCACACGUGUGCCACCAUUGUAACAAGAGUUUCCCACAUAAAAGUCAACUUAAGACACACAUGAGGACUCACACUGGAGAGAAACCUUACAUGUGUCAACAGUGUGGAAAGAGUUUCAGAACAAAAGUUGAACUUAAAGCACACAUGAGGAUUCACACUGGAGAGAAACCAUUCCCAUGUCAACAGUGUGGAAAGAGUUUUACAGCUGCAAGUAACCUUAAGAAACAUUUGAGGAUUCACACUGGAGAGAAACCUUACACUUGUCAUCUGUGUGGAAAGAGUUUCUCUGCUGAAAGUACCCUUAAGGUACACGCAAGGAUUCACACUGGAGAGAAACCAUUCACAUGUCAACAGUGUGGAAAGAGUUUUACAUCUGCAGGUUACCUUACGAUACACAUGAGGUCUCACACUGGAGAGAAACCUUACAUUUGUCAACAAUGUGGAACUUGUUUCACCUUUCAAACGAACCUUAGCCAGCACAUGAAAACUCAUCGUGAGGAGAAACCUUUAACAUGUCAACAGUGUGGAAAAAGUUUCACCUUUCAAUCGAACCUUACCCGGCACAUGAAAACUCACAGUGGGGAAAAGCUACAAGCGUGCCACCAUUGUGACUAGGGCUGGGUACCGAACGUCAAUACUUUUAUACUGCCCUCCAAAGGCUAAGUGCAGUAUCUACGCAAACACUGAAACUGAGAAAAAUGGCUUUAAAGUUUUUUUACACCAGCCAGUCAAACAUGUUACUGCAAUUUUGGCACACAUGUUUCUCUGAAAUGGGACAAAAUUGAACCAGGAGACUUUGUCACAAGACACAACAGAUCUCGCAAAGCCCAUUUUAACCCUUAACUAAAUUUUGACCAAAUGCGUAGUUACUGCGCUUUCGCUUUGUAGGGCAGUAUAGUAUCAAAUGAAAAAUUUCGAUACUUUGAGUAUCGAAAAAUGAUUUAUCUUUCGAUGCCAAAUUUCGAUUCCAAAAGCGGCUGUGUUUGUGAGCCUGUACUUGCGUGUAAGGACCUAAAGCGCCGGUGAUUGGUUGUCCACCACCACGUGACGGGGAGGAAAAUACUCGCAGUCACCCAACACAAGUGUAGAAAGGAUGCAAUAUGAGAAGAAAGUCUUUGUGACAGUUUUACCAAUAGAGUUAGCCCAAGUAUGGCCGUGUUGUCUCCGUGAAAGGCACGUCAACCAAAACCACGCUUCUACUAAAGUGACGAGGGGUUUCAAUUUAAAGCACACGCGCAGCCUGUGUCUCUGCUUGUUUUACUCGCGCCUGGUUCCGCAUGGCAAGGCUUUGCGCUUGCGUCUCCAACAACAGUCUCGACAAGGUGUUCAAACUUGACCCACACGCGCAUCUUGUGUCUCUGAAUGCUUAUGAAAUACUCACGCCUGUCUCUCCGCAUCGCAAAGCCUUCAUGCCCUCGUCUCGCAAAAUGGACGAUGUGUUUAAACCUAUUUUUUACAGUCUAUGGUUUAAACUUGACGCACACGCGCAGCCCAUCACUGCUUACAAGUCUGACUCGUUAUUUACAACAAACUAAAAUUCCAUUUAACUGGUUUGCUAAUUUCACUUGAAUGAAAUUACAUUGAAUGCAUUUUCUACACAUUUUAAAAAUCCCAAAUGUAUUUAAUGUUUUGAUAAUUAUAAAGUUGAGUAUUGUUUACAAUUGACAAACAUGCAUACAAAUCUUCCCAGUAAAACUCAGUCACCCAUUUAAAUAUUUUAACUUUUUGUCAAAGUUGCAGCUAUAGUGAACCCACAAAUACUGUUAGUUCAAGCUAAAUACCAUUUUACAUUUCAUAAAAUAAAGCAGUGUAAAUUAUA
Messenger RNA from Misgurnus anguillicaudatus (oriental weatherfish), 3330 nucleotides. The record is from RefSeq and is a predicted model, not a curated record. NCBI's taxonomy places the organism in Eukaryota, Metazoa, Chordata, Actinopteri, Cypriniformes, Cobitidae.